This is a messenger RNA of Orbilia oligospora ATCC 24927, 909 nucleotides long. RefSeq lists its product as uncharacterized. Gene Ontology annotation, molecular function: rRNA (uridine-N3-)-methyltransferase activity. Bases 1 to 909 code for a protein of 302 amino acids. NCBI's taxonomy places the organism in Eukaryota, Fungi, Ascomycota, Orbiliomycetes, Orbiliales, Orbiliaceae. The record is from RefSeq and is a predicted model, not a curated record. The transcript has a single exon. Gene Ontology annotation, cellular component: cytoplasm. Gene Ontology annotation, biological process: rRNA base methylation.
AUGAAACAUAAAAAGCACGUCCAAGGCAAACGAAAGCCUUCACAUCCACUAAAACCUCACCAUUCCUCCAAAGUCGCAAAAUCUUCAUCCAAAAAUGGACCGAAACCAAAAUCUUCGUCAGCGACUUACUCCCAUCGUCCGAUAGUCCCAUUCUCACCAACUUCCUCCCUCCUCUUAAUCGGCGAAGGCGACUUCUCGUUCACAAACUCCCUAAUAACCUCCACUUCACCGCAUAUAUCCCCUUCAACAGUCAUAACCACCACCACAAAUGACACCGAAUCCGUAACAUACGAAAAAUACCCAUACUCCGAACAGACAAUCCAAACUCUAAAAUCCUUAGAUCAUAAAACCCACUUCUCGAUAGAUAUCACAAAGAAACUUCCAAAGUCCUUAUUAACAAAUAAAUAUGACUGUAUAAUCUUCAAUUUCCCUCACGUCGGCGGCCUAUCUACCCAUCUUGAUCGUCAAAUCCGUUCAAACCAAGAACUCAUUCUCGCAUUUUUCAAAAGUUGCAUUCCAUUGCUAUCGGUAGAUGGGGGUAUGGAUGAUGGAUCGGGGAAUAUAGUUAUCACUUUGUUUACGGGGAAACCAUAUGAUGAUUGGAAUCUCAAGGAGUUGGCUAAAAGUGUGGGCUUGGAGUGUAUCAGGAGCUUUAAGUUCGAUGCUAAGAUCUACGAGGGCUAUAAACAUGUGAGGACUAUUGGGUUUCGCGAAAGAGAAGGGGAUUGGAAGGGAGAGGAGAGAGGAGCUAGAAGUUUUAUUUUUGGGCUUAAAAAUGUUGGAAGGAGGGGGAAGAAAGGCGGAAUUCCUAAUAAGAAGGAAGGAGGAGAGAACAAAGGCGGCAAUAAUGGUGGAAAGAAAGGGAAGGGUAAGGAUAGUGACAACGACGACGACGACUAUGAUGAUUGA